AUGGAAGCAGGUAGACAUGUACGAGUGGGAGGCACCAAUGGUGCUGCCCGCGCUGGUGAACCAGAACCCACCGACGGGACACAAUUGGUCAAAUUUCGUUCCGAGAAGGUGGACGUUAACAUCGAAGACCUUGACGACACACUGCCGACGAUGACUGCGAGACUGCGAUUGGGUGCGCGGAUUUCCAAGGUGGAGAAAGCCCUGCGCCAGUAUCUGGCAGAUGAUAUCGAAGAGACCGAUACCAUCCUACUGUACAGAGAUGGAGAGCCCCUUUGCGAUGACGAUCUGUCGCUACCACCCAGCUUGAUACAAUUCCGAGUCUAUCCUUCCUACGAAACACCAGGAGACCUGACCCCACGCUUGACCUUCGAUUCGCCUAACAAAAAGUGCGCCAUGAUGUUCGAGAAGAUGAGGAUUCCUCUGCUCGACGAAAUCUCAACCGGUAUGACCGUAGAUGGUCUAAGGAAUAAAAUUUCCAACAAGCUGGGCCUCCCUGAUCCGAAUGUCGUCGUCAUUUCUGCUAGUGGAGGCAUGCGACCGGGUCCACUGGAAGGCGGACACUGGGAAAUCCGCCGGGUUCAAAAAUGGCUUUGCCGCGAUAUCACGAUCGAGAUAGCCCCGGAACGUCGCUACGUGGUUCUGCGCGGCUGUGCCAAGCAGUACCUUUAUCAUCCGUCAUCGUCAAGCUCUAACAAGGAGGGAACGACUGUGGGCAAGGUCAAACAGUGGUUGAAGGACAUCCUUCUUACAGGUGUCCAUGUGAAAUGUUCGAGCAAGGUCGACAUCGACAUUUCCGACAUUUCCAUAAUGGACUGGUACCUUACUCUCGAAGAUAACUCUUCUCUUGUGCCGUGGGCCUCGACCAUAGACUUCAGCGUUCCUGCUCGUGUGGCCGAGACUUUUGCCGAGGAACAAAGCUGGUUGGCCCCCAUCAUUUACAAGUGUGCUAUCUGUAUGGAACAGAAGCGAGACGACGAGAUGGCCAACCAGGUAACAAAGCUGUGCACCCAUAAGCCGAGGGUCUGCAUCAAGUGUCUCGAACAUUGGAUCCCAUCCUGCCUUCAGAUGAAUGGCUGGGAAAGGGUCAACUGCCCUACCUGUGCUGAACCCAUGGAGUUUGGCGAUAUCAAAACCCACGCUAAGAAGGACAUCUUCGAAAGCUGCAAAGGAAGGCAGUGCAUCCUCCACGAUGUGAAGUGGCACGAGGGGCUCACCUGCCGGGAAUACGAAGAGAGGAACUCCUCGAAGGUCAAGCAAGACAAGGCAUCGGAAGCAACGGUCAAAGAAAUCUCGAAGCAAUGCCCACGCUGCAAACGCAAUAUUAUCAAGUUUGUCGGCUGCAACCACAUGACGUGCCACUGUGGACACCAAUGGUGCUAUCACUGCCGCGAACCCUGGCAAUUCGACAAUGUCGGCAUUCUCGCGUGCGAGCACAAGCCUAACUGUCCCGAGCACCACACGAAUCCAUUCUUCUUCGAUGAAUUGGAAAAUGACGAGCCUCCUGCCUUGCCGCCCGCCGCCUUCCCUCCUGUCAUCCGUCCCCGAGUCGAACCCCCGCCUCUACCUGCCCCUCCUCUUCCCGGACCUCAUUUGCAUAAUUUACUUAUGGAGGAGUUCGAACCCGCGCCCUUUAGAUCUGCCGCAAUGGACAGGCUUCUUGAGAUGCGCGGCGAUGCUGCCUCGCCAAUGCGCAGGCCUCUGGCACAACAGCCCCUGCCGCCCCCAUCGGUCCCGCUGCAGCUGUCGCAAAUGGCGCGGACGCCGCCUGGCUCUGCCAUGGCCCCCAUCGAAAGCUGGUUUGAGGAUGACGAUGUGUAUGCUCCGACCCCGAUGCCGUCUAGGUUCCGCGCCCGAGAGCAACGAGAGCAGCAGGCGAUUGAGCAAAGACCUAGAGGAUUCCGGGCCCCGCAGGUCAUGGAGCGAGCGCCGCGAGCCACGCGAAAUCAGAAUGCGGUUGAUCACCGGAUUAGAGGAACGGUUGAAUUCAACUUGCCGGAACCGCGGCAGGAGAUGAGCUUGACUAGAGACAGGGAGAGGGAGAGGCAUGUGCAUUUGCCGGAUCAAGCCCCGCGACGCCCGCAGGUUUGGACGCAGCGAUUCGUGCCUCCUCCGAGACCGACGAAUCGGCAGUGGAUGUAG
Messenger RNA from Scedosporium apiospermum, 2139 nucleotides. RefSeq lists its product as uncharacterized. Lineage: Eukaryota; Fungi; Ascomycota; Sordariomycetes; Microascales; Microascaceae. The transcript has 3 exons. Gene Ontology annotation, cellular component: cytoplasm; ubiquitin ligase complex. The record is from RefSeq and is a predicted model, not a curated record. Gene Ontology annotation, molecular function: ubiquitin protein ligase activity; ubiquitin conjugating enzyme binding; zinc ion binding. Gene Ontology annotation, biological process: protein polyubiquitination; ubiquitin-dependent protein catabolic process; positive regulation of proteasomal ubiquitin-dependent protein catabolic process. The coding region runs from base 1 to 2139 and encodes 712 amino acids.